CACCAUCUAUGUCUUCUGGAGCUUCGCGACUACCAAAGAGAACGCCUUUAUUUUGGAGCAUUAUCCGAGAGCCUUCAGGAACAGUCCCUACGGUCUUAAGCAAAAGCAGCUGGUGCCGGUCUUCUACGCUGUCCUACUCCUUCCUGUUCGUGAGCUUCACCUUCGGCUGGGAGGUGGCGCUGGCGUUCGUGGCGCAACACGCAGCGUUCUACGUCACGGCCACGCUGCACAGCACAGCACUCUGCUACGUGGUCGCCCUCGUGAUCCACUGCCUGAAGUUCUUUAUCACGUUUGAUCCAUUCGUCUACCUGUAUCCCAAGUACGGCCUGAUGCCCUACAGGGCCGCAUUCGUCGCCUUUCACUGGAACAUCCUGCGUGGCCUCAGCUUCAGCGUGGACUGCGUUCAAGCCGAGCAGCGCAAGAACACUGGGGACAACAAGCGCAGGUGGCCGCCCUACUGGAAGACGUUGGGAUACCUGUUGUACAUGCCAAUGGUCUACAUGGGACCGCCGCAGAAGUACAACGACUUUAUAGAGCAGUCGGAGAAGCCGAAGCCAAGCUGCACGCCGCGCGAGAUCACCAUCGCCGUUGCGAGGAUUCUGCGGCAUGGCGGCCACUUCCUCCUGAUGGAAAUCAUGGCCCACUUCUUCUACAGUUCAGCGAUGGCCGAGUGGGCUUGGAUGGGCGAAAGACUGGACUACGCCAGCCUUCUCGGCUACGCUCUCUCCCUGGAAUUCAACUACUACGUCACCUACUUGUUCAACUACGGCUUCCCAGGCGCCCUGGCCAAGGCCGAAGGCAUCGAGAUCCCGGGCACCGCCCCCUGCAUAGCCAGAUUGCAUCGGUGCUCGCAGUUUUGGAGAUACUUCGACCGUGGCAUGCACUUGUUUAUUCGAAGGUACGUGUACGAGCCCGUGCUAGGUGGCAAACGGACCGCCUUCCGUUUGGUGGUGAGCACGGCGAUUGCCUUCACCUUCACCAGCACCUGGCACAGCUUCUACUCGCACAACCUCGUCUGGUGCGCCCUCAGUGCACUCGGUAUCUGCCUCGAAGUCAUCACCAUCGAGAUCAGGAAGUGGGCACCCAUCAAGAAGUUUGAGGGCCGCUACCUCGCGUCACCUGAGCGCAUGCGAAUGGCCAAGUGCUUGUUGGGCUCUCCGCACUUCCUGCUCACAAUGUGCGCCUGCAUCUUCCACUUGGCGGAAGCGGACGUGUGCUUCGUCAUCGUGAGAAGAAUCGUAACCGGUUUUCCUUUUCCCAUCGUUCCCGUCUUGGUGGCCGUCUACAGUGGCUGCCAUGUUGCCCUGGACGUGGCUGAGUGGGAAGCAUCGGCUAAGCAGAAACGUGCCUCACCGUGAACAGCCCUACCAAAGAAAUUUGCGCAACGAUCCCGAAUUUAAACUUUCUUUUUUUUUUCGACAGCGGAGCUGCUUACGCUUUUCGUUCCGCUAGUUCGCAUGACCAGCAGAAAGCGGGUAUGUGCCAAGCAGCUCCUAGCAUAGCAUAUUCAUGCAUAGUAUAGUGUAUCAAGGUGGUGGGAAAGGGAAGCGAGGUGAGGAGGAGCGAAAGGAGAAGGGAAUAGGGUGAAGCAUACCAUUGUCAUGUAUAGUAUAGUAUGUAUAGUAAGGGGGUGGGAAGGGAGGUGAGGGUGAGGUGGAGUCAUAUGAGGGUGAAAAGGAGGGGAGAUGGGAAAGCAUAGCAUAGUCUUGUAUAGUACAGUUCCGCAAGGGUUGAGAAAGCGAAGUAAGGAUGAGGAGGAGAGAAAGGAUGGGGGAACGCCACCAGCUCCUCCGUUUCGUCAGUCUUCGCAGCACUUGUGAUUUUUUUCAUAUUUUAACUCUAGAGUUUUUUUUUUUCUUUUUAUACUUGACUCAUUGUGAAACUAUAUAUGAGUGCUGAAUGGCGGUGUUCUCGUGCUGAGCUUGCGUCUUGCUGCACGCGUCUUCUUUGUAGCGUGCCCGCGCUUCGUUUUGAAAAAAAAAUUAUGAUGAUUUCAACGUAACCUGAGAGGAGGAAACCGGGCGGGGCAAGUGGCUGCAUAUAUCGCUAGACUAGAUCCGCCUGCCGCCUACAACGUCCUCCUUCUCCUCCUCCGUGAUGAGUUGGCAGGGUGCUCACGUCCGGCGUCGUAUAGUACAAAGAAGGCAACAGUGAUGCCGGUGCAGCGUACAGGAAUCAGCGUAAGGGAACAUGUAAGCGUUACAAAGCAUUUGCACGUGAUGUGAACCGACCAGACAAAUUUUCUACCCAGAUCUCUGAAGGUUUCUGGAAGGUGAGUGGCUAUAGGACGUCCGAAAUAUGUGGGAAGUUCCCUUUCUGUAUUGCUCCGCUGCCUCUAAUGUAUGUUGCAAGGAAGGCGCAAGUUUGGACAUCACGGAGGAGAGACAACAAGACGAAAUGCUUCACCAACAAGCCCCUCAAGAAGUGCUUCUAAUGUAUGAUUUGCUCACAGUUGCAAAUCCUGUAUGUUGUUUUUGUGUCUGAAAUACAAUGAUUUUGUCAUAAGUU
This is a messenger RNA of Rhipicephalus sanguineus (brown dog tick), 2508 nucleotides long. RefSeq names its product protein-cysteine N-palmitoyltransferase HHAT. The record is from RefSeq and is a predicted model, not a curated record. The transcript has 10 exons. Lineage: Eukaryota; Metazoa; Arthropoda; Arachnida; Ixodida; Ixodidae. Gene Ontology annotation, cellular component: endoplasmic reticulum. Gene Ontology annotation, molecular function: palmitoyltransferase activity. Gene Ontology annotation, biological process: protein palmitoylation. The coding region runs from base 9 to 1358 and encodes 449 amino acids.